AUGCUCUUUUCGUCCGAACCAGCGCUACAGGCGGCUGCUGCGCAAUAUAGCCAGCAGCCGCCCAAGGGGACUCCAGAGUCCGUCCCGGUGCCGAACUCUGAGCUACCAGGCCGGAGCAAGGUGUAUCGGCACUGGAAGGUCGGCAGCAAGGAGCUACCCAAGACCCUCGAUCCAAAAGUCCGCACAUGCCAUGAUAUGUUCGAGUCUUCCGCCUCGUUAUAUCCAAAACGGCCUUGUCUCGGAUACCGUCCUUGGAUCCCCGCCACUAAGAGCUAUGGACCCUAUGUUUGGAUGGACUAUCAGACCGUGCAGAAGCGACGGGCAGCCAUCGGUGUUGGCCUAGCUGAACUCCACGAGCGCAUCGGGGUCCAGGGUCGAAACUAUGGAGUUGGUCUUUGGUGCCAGAAUCGACCGGAAUGGCAGCUUGUUGAUCUGGCUUGUAUGUCUCAGGGAAUAUUCUCAGUCUCCAUCUAUGAGACCCUUGGUCCAGAAGCUACCGAGUACAUCAUCCAGAAUACUGAGCUUGCCUGUGUGGCCUGUUCCUUGCCACAUGUCCCAACGCUGCUUAAGCUGAAGCCCCGUCUUCCUACCUUGAAGUUCAUCGUAUGUCUUGAAGACCUCGAUUCCGACGAGCCCCAGGGCCACACCAAGCGUGAUAUCCUUAAUCCUAUUGCCAAAGAGCUUGGCGUUACCAUUUAUACUCUCAAGGAAGUUGAGGAGCUAGGAGCAUCUCUUAAUCGCCCUUACACGCUCCCUUCACCGGAUGAUAUUGUCACCAUCAACUAUACUUCCGGUACCACUGGUUUGCCCAAGGGAGUUGUCCUCACCCAUGCAAACGCCGUUGCUGCUGCUUCCUGCUCCCUGAGCGCUUUCCCACAGGGCCCAGGGGACGUCGCUUGCUCCUAUCUACCGCUUGCUCAUAUUUAUGGACGUAUGAUUGAACAAACUCUUCUCUGGGGUGGCGGCCAAAUUGGAUACUUCCACGGAAACAUUCUCGAGCUUGUCGAUGACUUCAAGCUACUGAGGCCGACCGUGCUUGCUUCUGUUCCACGUCUUUACAGCCGUUUCGGCGGAGCUAUCCGUGCCGCGACUGUCGAACAGCCUGGCUUCAAGGGCGCUCUCUCGAGGCAUGUCGUUGCUACCAAAACUACCAAUCUAGUCGACGCCAAACCACAAGACGCCACCUACAAGCAUUCAGUUUAUGACAGGAUCUGGACUAAGAAGGUCGCCGCUGGACUCGGAUUCGACCGCAUGAGAUGUAUGGUCUCUGGCUCAGCACCUCUCGAUGCAUCCCUCCACCAGUUCCUUCGAGUUGCAUUUGGUACCAAUAUUGUCCAGGGAUACGGAUUGACUGAAAGCUACGCCAUUGCCACUUGCCAGGGCAACCAUGACUUGACUGCUGGCCACUGCGGCUCCGUUGCUAUCGCUCAGGAAGCCUGUCUGCUCUCUCUCCCUGAGAUGGACUACUCUGUCGAUGACAAGCCAUAUCCCCGAGGUGAAUUACUGCUUCGUGGAAACACCGUGUUCCGGGAAUACUUUAAGAACCCUGAAGAAACCGCCAAAGCUAUGACGGAAGACGGAUGGUUUCGCACUGGAGAUGUCUGCCAGAUCGAUGAACAUGGCCGAUUCCACAUAAUCGAUCGCCGGAAGAACUUGCUGAAACUUGCGCAGGGCGAAUAUGUAUCUCCCGAGCGCCUCGAGGGCAUCUACCAGAGUUCUUGUCCAUACAUCGCGCAAGCGUUUGUUCAUGGCGAUAGCAUCCAGUCGCAUCUCGUCGCCAUCCUUGGCGUUCAGCCUGACAUCUUUGCUCCCUUUGCCAGCAAAGUGCUGAAGAAGCAGAUUGCGAUGGGCGACACCGAGGCCCUGAAGGCUGCCGCCAGCGAUGAGAAGGUCGUUCUCGCUGUCCUAAGGGAUAUGGAGCAUGCUGCUAGAGUGAACAAGCUCUCGGGCUACGAAAAGGUGAAGAACGUUGCUCUUAUGGUUGAUCCAUUCUCUAUCGACAACGGUCUAUUGACUCCUACCCUAAAAUUGAAGCGUCCUCAGUCCGUCAAGAUGUACCGUGAUAUCUUUGAUAAACUAUAUGCCCAUCUUCCUGACCUCUCAGCAGGAAAGGGGGCUAAGGCUAAAUUGUAA
Messenger RNA from Trichophyton rubrum CBS 118892, 2133 nucleotides. RefSeq lists its product as uncharacterized. The record is from RefSeq and is a predicted model, not a curated record. The coding region runs from base 1 to 2133 and encodes 710 amino acids. NCBI's taxonomy places the organism in Eukaryota, Fungi, Ascomycota, Eurotiomycetes, Onygenales, Arthrodermataceae. Gene Ontology annotation, biological process: long-chain fatty acid metabolic process. The transcript is spliced from 5 exons. Gene Ontology annotation, cellular component: membrane; endoplasmic reticulum. Gene Ontology annotation, molecular function: long-chain fatty acid-CoA ligase activity.